Molecule: messenger RNA, 1094 nt
Organism: Portunus trituberculatus (swimming crab)
Lineage: Eukaryota; Metazoa; Arthropoda; Malacostraca; Decapoda; Portunidae
Gene: Ski6
Product: exosome complex component RRP41 homolog
Exons: 4
Coding region: 209-931 (240 amino acids)
Biological process (GO): nuclear mRNA surveillance; rRNA catabolic process; U4 snRNA 3'-end processing
Cellular component (GO): cytoplasmic exosome (RNase complex); nucleolus; nuclear exosome (RNase complex)
Source: RefSeq, a predicted model, not a curated record
UGUGACUGUCUCCACCGCCCCGCGCUGCAAUGUUUACAAACACUCCACCAACACCACGCCACGCCAGCUUAGAGGAGCAGGACAUGCCUUGUUAAUACAUGAAACUUGCUUACAGGAGACUGCAAGGAAGUGUAUACUGUACCGUGCUAGUCAAUAGACAGCCCCUCCUGACUGUGGAACCAACCAUUCAUAAAUAAGAAAGGACAGCAUGGAAGUCAUCUCUCCUGAGGGUCUGAGACAGGAUGGCCGCACAGCACUGUGUCUGAGGGACAUCAGCUGCCGCCUGGGUCUUUAUGAGAGACCCAAUGGCAGCGCCUACAUUGAGAUGGGCAACACCAAAGUCCUGGCUGCUGUGUAUGGUCCACGAGAGGUGCGGUCACUAAGCAAACAAAAUUUGGACGAAUGUGUGAUCCAAUGUGAGAUGAGCCGCAUUGCAGCAUGCCAGGGAGAGCGAGUGAGGCGGCCCAGGGAUCAGCGUACUCGUGCACUCAGCCUGCAGAUUGCUGGAGUGUUUCAUGCUGCGAUACGGAAAACAAAGUACCCAGGCUCACAAAUAGAUAUUUAUGUACAGGUGCUGCAGGCUGAUGGGGGAGUGACCUCUGCCUGCAUCAAUGCCUCCACUCUGGCGUUGGUACAUGCUGGAGUGGAGCUUGUGGACUAUGUGGUGUCCUGCACUGCCUCCAUUAACAAGAGUAUGCCCCUGCUAGAUGUGACCCAGCAAGAGUCAGCAUCAGGCUGUGAGGUAACUGUCUCUAUUCUCCCCAACAAGGGCAGUGUGGUAUCUCUGGACUGUGCCCACACUCUCCACCUUGACCACCUGGAUGAAGUAGUGGAUCUAGCCAUGAAGGGCUGCCAACAAGUUUACAAAGCCAUGAGUCAAGAAGUUGAGACAUAUUUACAAGACAAACAUGCCAUAAUGUCUCAUCGCUGAGCAACAUUUAAGCUUAGUGUUGUGUUUUCACUUUGUGGUGUCAAAAUAUCCCUCUUCAUCUCUUAUUUCCUAUCAUGACAUUCACAUCCUGUAUGACUUUCAGAUUUUUUUUUUAAACCAAUUCUGUUAUACUCUUUUAUUAAAAUAAAAGACUAAAGAUUUA